AUGAGUCCGCCAGAUAAUUCUGUAUAUGGAGUCGAGCAGGAUUCCGGGGUUCAUUCCGACACGUCUCGGCGACAGAAAGAAAACGAAAGUCCUAAUUCCAGCCUCAACCCCAAUGCCAGUCCAAGAAGUGUACAUGGUUGGAGAUGGGCUGCUGCCGUUGCAGCUCUCUAUGUUGGAGCGCUCAUCUACGGCCUCGAUGGCACUAUCGCUGCAAAUAUCCAAACCUCCAUCAUCGAAGAAUUCGGUAAUGUCGAGAAGCUCACGUGGAUUGGCACUGCCUUCCCUCUCGGCUCCGUGUGUGCUAUAUUACCUGGAGCUUCUCUGUACACCAUUUUCAAUCUUAAAGCUAUGUUCAUCGGGAGCAUUGUUCUGUUCGAAGCUGCAUCUGCGCUCUGCGGUGCAGCACCCACAAUGGAGGCUCUUAUCAUCGGUAGAGCAUUUGCCGGUGUGGGCGGGACAGGAAUCUUUCUUGGGAUUCUGAAUUACUUUUCUCUCUGCACGACCGAACAAGAACGUGGCCGCUAUAUUUCGGGUAUUGGCGUAGUUUGGGGAUUGGGUGCCGUCCUUGGGCCCGUUGUAGGAGGAGCUUUCGCUACGUCUUCUGCGACAUGGCGAUGGGGCUUCUACAUCAACCUUGCGGUUGCCGCAAUCUGUGCACCAGUGUACAUCCUCUAUCUUCCUCCGGUCACACCAAAUGGCGCUACCGACACCCCCAUCCUCCAAAAGCUCAAAGAUCUAGACUGGACUGGAUUCGUUGGUGGCACCGGAGCAGCAGUGUCCCUGACCAUGGUCUUGACUUUUGCAGGCUCAUCUUGGAACUGGAAUGAUGGUCGUACAAUUGCAAUGUUCGUCGUUUCGGGAGCAUUGCUCAUUCUGACGCUCCUACAACAACGCUUCGCCAUAUUCACCACUCAUGAGACGCGCAUGUUUCCCCCACAACAUAUUCUCUUGAGCAGGACACAAAUGCUAUUAGGUUGCAACACUGCAUUGGCUGCUACUAACAUCUUUGUCCCGAUCUAUUACAUCCCUCUUUAUUUUGCCUUUACGAAAGGUGAUUCAGAACUGAUGGCUGCUGUACGCCUACUCCCCUUUAUCUGCUUUCUCGCGACACUAAAUAUGGCUUCGGGCUCCCUUCUUCCAAGGGUCAACUACUACUGGGGGUUGUACUUGAUAGGUGGAGUCCUUAUGACAAUCGGUAGUGCAACCAUGUUCACAGUCACCCCCGAUACUCCCAUGGCAAAUGUUUACGGGUACAGCAUCAUACUGGGAGCUGGUACAGGUCUGGUUAACAACCUCGGCUUCACAGUCGCGGGUGUUACAAUCAUGGCGGAAACAGGCAACGGGCUGAAUAUCCAACGUGUCAUCUCUAUGCAGAACCUUUCACAACUUGGUUUUCAGACACUCAGCUUACUCAUCGGAGGCCAGAUUUUCCAAAGUCUUUCGAUGAGGAACCUCACACAAGUUUUCAGGGGCCUAGGGUUCUCCCAGGCAGAGAUCAGGAGCGUCAUCACAGGAACUCGUAGUGCACUGUUCGCACGUCUGACUCCCGCCUUACAGGAAGAAGCCAUCGCGGCCAUCACGAAUGCCAUGAGUCGAGUGUACAUUCUUAGUAUAGCCGCUGGCGCGAUCACGACGAUUUGUGCGCUACUGAUGAAAAAAGAGAAGCUAUUCCCAAUUGCAGGAGAGAAGAUGGUUAUUGCAGGCGGAGCUUAA
This is a messenger RNA of Dothidotthia symphoricarpi CBS 119687, 1713 nucleotides long. Its product is annotated as putative efflux pump antibiotic resistance protein. The transcript has 5 exons. The record is from RefSeq and is a predicted model, not a curated record. NCBI's taxonomy places the organism in Eukaryota, Fungi, Ascomycota, Dothideomycetes, Pleosporales, Dothidotthiaceae. Gene Ontology annotation, biological process: transmembrane transport. Bases 1 to 1713 code for a protein of 570 amino acids. Gene Ontology annotation, molecular function: transmembrane transporter activity.